This is a messenger RNA of Vigna radiata var. radiata (mung bean), 1146 nucleotides long. Its product is annotated as ferritin, chloroplastic. Gene Ontology annotation, biological process: iron ion transport; intracellular iron ion homeostasis. The transcript has 8 exons. The coding region runs from base 131 to 898 and encodes 255 amino acids. Gene Ontology annotation, molecular function: ferrous iron binding; ferric iron binding. The record is from RefSeq and is a predicted model, not a curated record. NCBI's taxonomy places the organism in Eukaryota, Viridiplantae, Streptophyta, Magnoliopsida, Fabales, Fabaceae. Gene Ontology annotation, cellular component: cytoplasm.
UCCCACGCAAGCUUCACCACCACAACUCAGACCUCAAUUCUUAGUCGCCAUUGUCUCUUCUUCUUCCUUCUCCAUUUCCUUUCCCUGUUUCUCAGCUUUUUUCGAUUACCCUUUUGGAGAUUUUGAUCUCAUGGCCCUCGCCCCUUCUAAAGUUUCUCCCUUUUCUGGGUUCUCUCUCUCAGAUUGUGUUGGGGGAGCCGGGAGAAACCCAACUUGUUCUGUUUCUUUGAGUUUUCUGAAUAAGAAAGUGGAAAGCAGAAACCUUGGGGUUUCUGCCUCAACUUCGCCUCUCACUGGGGUGAUCUUUGAACCCUUUGAGGAGGUUAAGAAGGAAGAGCUUGCUGUUCCCACUGCUCCACAGGUUUCGUUGGCUCGUCAGUAUUACGCUGAUGAGUGCGAAUCUGCAAUUAACGAGCAGAUAAAUGUGGAAUACAACGCUUCCUAUGUGUACCACUCCUUGUUUGCAUACUUUGACAGGGACAACGUAGCUCUCAAGGGAUUUGCCAAGUUCUUCAAGGAAUCUAGUGAAGAAGAAAGAGAGCAUGCUGAAAAGCUUAUGAAAUAUCAGAACACUCGUGGUGGAAGAGUUGUUCUUCACCCCAUCAUGAAUGUACCCUCAGAAUUUGAGCAUGUAGAAAAGGGGGAUGCAUUACAUGCAAUGGAAUUAGCUUUGUCUUUGGAGAAGUUGGUGAAUGAGAAACUUCGGAAUGUGCACAGUGUGGCAGAUCGCAACAAUGACCCUCAAUUGGCAGACUUCAUUGAAAGCGAGUUUCUGUCUGAACAGGUUGAAGCAAUUAAGAAUAUAUCAGAGUAUGUGGCUCAACUGAGGAGGGUUGGAAAGGGUCACGGUGUGUGGCACUUUGAUCAAAGUCUGCUUCAUGAUGGACAUGCUCCUUGAACCUGAUAGUCUUUAUAGUCUUUAUUAUUAGUUCUCGUUUACAUUUGCUCUUCCAUGGCCUUUCUGAGCUGUUUUCUAAUUUAGAAGUAGAAUUUAAACGUUUUUCCUGAGGUGUAAGAACUUGUAGUGUUGUAGUGUUGUGGCAGCAAGUGUAAGAACUUGUAGUGUUGUAGUUUUGUGGCAGCAAGUAUCAUAUGUAAAAGACUACAAGCAUAUUAUGCAAUAUCAUUUGAUAUCUCCUUUUCAAC